Prosopis cineraria is the source of this 2267-nucleotide messenger RNA. RefSeq names its product IQ domain-containing protein IQM1-like. Lineage: Eukaryota; Viridiplantae; Streptophyta; Magnoliopsida; Fabales; Fabaceae. The record is from RefSeq and is a predicted model, not a curated record.
UUAUUUUCUUCCCCAUAGACUUCAUCUCUCUUGAGCCAGACACUUCUAGGGAGGGUUACCAAACCCGACAAGAUCCACAAACAAGGACUCAACCAAUUUGAAGCUUGGAGUUGGAGGUGUAGCCUUAUGGGAUUAUCACUUUCUUUACUGUUAUCAGCGCGUGAAAAAGUCGCGAGGCAUUGGUUAUUUGGUCUGUCUUUCAACUUCAGGUUUGGAUCUAAAGAUGGAGCUAAAAUUCUGAGAGCAGCCAGCUUCAACAAGAAAAGAGAAGAAUCAGAAACUAGUCCGUCGUCAAGUGGGCCCAACAAUAGCAUCAGUAGUUCAAGGCGGUUGAGGGAUCGCAGACCUGAGAUGGUGCCUCUAGAAACAAAUGUUAAUGUCUCGUCGGAAAAGGAAAACAUGGGUGAUAUUGAUUUGCCUCACAAACCAGUACCUCUUCUUGCUCUGCCAGGAUCAGUGGUGUUUACUUCACCCAGGCCCAUGAAUGAACUUGAUGCUGCUGCAACUAAGCUCCAGAAAGUCUACAAGAGUUACCGAACGAGAAGAAACCUCGCAGAUUGUGCCGUGGUGGUGGAGGAGCUCUGGUGGAAGGCGCUAGACUUUGCUGCACUGAAACGGAGUUCAGUUUCAUUUUUCGAUGUCCAGAAGCCGGAGACCGCCCAAUCACGGUGGGCGAGGGCAAGGACAAGAGCAGCUAAGGUGGGAAAAGGUUUGUCCAAGGACGACAAAGCACAAAAACUAGCUCUCCGACAUUGGCUUGAAGCUAUUGACCCACGUCAUCGUUAUGGACACAAUCUGCAUUUAUAUUAUGAUAUCUUUGAAAGUCAUAGCAGUCAACCAUUUUUCUACUGGCUGGAUGUUGGAGAUGGCAAAGAAAUUAAUCUUGAGAAAUGCCAAAGGACCACGCUUCAACGUCAAUGCAUUAAAUACCUUGGACCGAAGGAAAGGGAAGAAUAUGAAGUACUUGUUGAAAACGGGAAGCUAACAUACAAGCUGGAUGGGAGGCUGGUGGAUACCGACGACAAGUCCAAAUGGAUAUUUGUUUUAAGCACGACAAGAAGUUUGUAUGUAGGACGAAAACAAAAAGGUUCAUUUCAGCACUCAAGCUUUCUAUCUGGGGCUGCAACCACAGCUGCAGGCAGAUUAGUGGCCCAUCAAGGAGUCCUGGAGGCUAUUUGGCCUUACAGUGGUCACUACCACCCCACAGAAGAGAACUUCCAAGAGUUCAUCACCUUCCUCGACGACCACAACGUAGACCUCGCCAAUGUCAAGAGAUGUGCUAUUGAUGAUGAUGCGCCUUCAUGCAUAGGCACUAAUGAAUCACAGGAAAACUUGGGUCCUACCACCUUAACUUCUCAGUCAAGUGCAAUUCAUGAUAGUGAUAAGAAUGGCCAAGAAGGCAAUGCAAAGGAGGUCAGUGAAGAGGGUACAAAGGUUGGUGCUGAGAAGGAUGAAGCCUCAGUGUUUGACUUUUCCGAGAGGCUAUCCUGCAAGUGGUCUACUGGUGCUGGGCCCAGGAUCGGGUGUGUGCGUGACUAUCCUGGACAUCUACAAUCAAGAGCAUUGGAGCAAGUGAAUUUGUCACCUAGGCCCACUUCAGUGCCCCUUCCUAACUAUGGCCCAAUUCCUUCGCCAAGGCCCAGCCCAAAAGUGAAGGUCUCACCUAGGCUUUCAUACAUGGGAUUGCCCAGUCCAAGGACACCUAUUCCUGCAAGGAGUUAAGCCCGGGCUGGUAGGAAUUCAGGCCCUUUCAUGUUUAUUAACCAAAAAUGGGUCUACCAUUGGUUGACUGGUGAAGGGAUUUAUAAACCUUUUACUUUUGUAUAUGAAUUAAUCUUGUUAAUUUUAAAAACAAGUUGGUAUAUUGUAUGUGAGACUUAUGCCUGUUAUGGAGUCUACUGUUUAAGUAGAGUCUUUUAUACAAAUAAGUCUCAUAUACAAUGUGACUGUCUUUUUAAAAUUAAUGAGAUCAAUUUUUCGAAACAGAUGACGAGACCCGAAUUCUAACUGAAGGCACAUGUCAUGACAGCAGCUAAAAAUGGCAGAGAGAGAGAGAGAGGCAAAAAGAAAAAGCCCUCUUUUUUUUUUUUUUUGGACUUGAGUUGUUCAUCCGUUAUCUUUUUUUGCUGAAUUUGGAUGCCUUGUAAGCUGAAGGGGGAACAUUGUAACUUUGACCUAGUUUUAAAGCCUUGUAAAGAAGGGAUUCAAUAAAUUAUUAACUGCAAGCAGGCAUAAGUUCUUCAAUAAAAACAUUUUGUUGCAUUUCU